Messenger RNA from Pongo pygmaeus (Bornean orangutan), 5604 nucleotides. RefSeq names its product ring finger protein 157 (gene RNF157). The transcript is spliced from 19 exons. Gene Ontology annotation, biological process: protein ubiquitination. The record is from RefSeq and is a predicted model, not a curated record. Gene Ontology annotation, molecular function: ubiquitin protein ligase activity. The coding region runs from base 232 to 2274 and encodes 680 amino acids. Gene Ontology annotation, cellular component: cytoplasm. NCBI's taxonomy places the organism in Eukaryota, Metazoa, Chordata, Mammalia, Primates, Hominidae.
CGCCCCCGGCCCAGCCCCGCAGCCCCCUCGGCAGAGGCGCCGCCGCGGUGCCCGGCGGAGGAUGGUGCGCGGCGCGCCGGGGGCUCCCCGCCGCCAGAGCCGCAGCGCCGCAGCGGAGCCGGCCGCGGCGGGCAGUCGGCCCCCGCACCGGGCGCGGGGCGGGCGGCCACGGUGAAGCGCGGAGGGCGGCGCGGGCACCGGGGCCGGGCCGGGGCUGCAGCCGCUGCGGCCAUGGGGGCCCUGACGAGCCGGCAGCACGCGGGCGUGGAGGAGGUGGACAUCCCGUCUAAUUCCGUGUACCGCUACCCGCCCAAGUCCGGAAGCUAUUUUGCCAGCCACUUCAUUAUGGGAGGAGAGAAAUUUGACUCAACUCAUCCUGAAGGUUACCUGUUUGGAGAGAACAGCGAUCUGAACUUUCUGGGGAACAGACCAGUUGUGUUUCCUUACGCCGCCCCACCUCCCCAAGAACCCGUGAAGACUCUGAGAAGCCUGGUCAAUAUCCGAAAGGACACACUGAGGCUUGUCAAAUGUGCUGAGGAAGUGAAGAGCCCUGGAGAAGAGGCCAGUAAAGCUAAAGUCCACUACAAUGUUGAGUUCACAUUUGACACAGAUGCUCGGGUAGCCAUCACCAUCUAUUACCAGGCCACGGAAGAGUUCCAGAAUGGUAUUGCCAGCUACAUUCCCAAAGACGUCAGCCUCCAGUCAGAAACUGUGCACUACAAGCGAGGAGUGUGUCAGCAGUUCUGCCUGCCCUCCCACACCGUGGAUCCCUCCGAGUGGGCAGAAGAGGAGCUUGGCUUUGAUCUAGACCGAGAAGUUUACCCUCUAGUGGUACAUGCCGUGGUGGAUGAAGGAGACGAGUAUUUUGGCCAUUGCCAUGUACUGCUGGGUACUUUUGAAAAGCACACAGAUGGAACUUUCUGUGUCAAGCCCCUCAAACAGAAACAAGUAGUAGACGGGGUCAGCUACCUCCUUCAGGAGAUCUAUGGAAUUGAAAACAAGUACAACACACAAGAUUCUAAGGUGGCUGAAGACGAAGUGAGUGAUAACAGUGCCGAGUGUGUGGUGUGUCUCUCGGAUGUCCGGGACACCUUGAUUCUGCCCUGUCGCCACCUCUGCCUCUGUAACACCUGUGCAGACACGCUGCGCUACCAGGCCAACAACUGUCCCAUCUGCCGACUGCCCUUCCGGGCACUGCUUCAGAUCCGAGCCAUGAGGAAAAAAUUGGGCCCCUUGUCCCCAACCAGCUUUAACCCCAUCAUCUCAUCCCAGACAUCUGACUCUGAAGAGCAUUCAUCCUCAGAGAAUAUUCCACCAGGAUAUGAAGUAGUAUCUCUUCUGGAGGCCCUCAACGGGCCCCUCACCCCGUCCCCAGCAGUUCCUCCACUUCACGUGCUUGGAGAUGGCCACCUCUCAGGAAUGCUCCCGUCGUAUGGCAGUGAUGGCCACCUGCCGCCCGUCAGGACGAUCUCGCCUCUUGACCGCCUGUCUGACUGCAGCAGCCAGGGACUCAAACUCAAAAAGAGUCUCUCCAAAUCCAUUUCCCAAAACUCUUCCGUGCUGCAUGAAGAGGAAGAUGAGCGUUCCUGCAGUGAGUCAGAGACACAGCUCUCUCAGAGACCGUCGGCUCAGCAUCUCGGAGAGGAAUGUGGUGUGACUCCAGAAAGCGAGAAUCUCACCUUGUCGUCAUCUGGAGCUAUUGACCAGUCGUCUUGCACAGGGACGCCUCUGUCAUCCACUAUUUCCUCCCCAGAAGGCCCUGCCAGCAGCAGCUUGGCCCAGUCUGUCAUGUCUAUGGCAUCCUCCCAGAUCAGCACUGACACCGUCUCCUCCAUGUCUGGCUCCUACAUCGCCCCUGGCACUGAAGAGGAGGGAGAGGCUCUCUCUUCCCCCCAGCCUGCCAGCAGGGCCCCCUCAGAAGAAGGAGAGGGGCUGCCAGCGGAGUCUCCAGACAGCAACUUUGCUGGCCUCCCAGCUGGAGAGCAGGAUGCAGAGGGAAAUGAUGUUAUAGAGGAAGAGGAUGGAUCACCCAUGCAGGAAGAUGGCCAGAGGACAUGCGCAUUUCUAGGUAUGGAGUGUGACAAUAACAAUGACUUUGACAUCACAAGCGUGAAAGCACUGGACAAUAAGCUGUGCUCUGAGGUCUGCUUACCUGGUGCCUGGCAGGCUGAUGACAAUGCCGUCAGUCGGAACGCCCAGCGCCGGCGCUUGUCAUCCAGCAGCCUGGAGGACUCUGAGACGAGGCCCUGUGUGUGGGGCCCUUUGGCUGUCUGAGCCCCGGCCUCUGCACUUGGGCUCCCCUCCUGCCCUGCAUUCCAUCCAUCCUCACUCAGCUGCUGCCUACUGGGCAUCUUCAGCAAGAUGCUGGAGACUUUUCACCCUCCUGUGACAGCUGUUACAACCUGUAACCACAAUCCCUCACCUCUCAGAGGGAACUGGAGCCCUCCUUUCUCCCUGUGACCUGAAGCCACUCAAUGAACUGCAGCUCACGAGACCCUUUGCAGGGACUCUGGAAUGUCCCCACUGUAUCUUGAUGUUCAGGUGGAGCUUGGGGUCCAUGGGCUAAUUUCUUACACACCUUUUUUUCUCCUUAGGGGGUAGAACAAGAAGGCUUAGAGUUUUGGCAGCUUUGUUACAAACAUCCGUCUGGCAUUUCCUGGUCUCUGGCACAUCAUAACCAAUUGGAAACCUGCAGUUUGGGGUAGGGCUGGAGGACCGCUCCUGUGAAAAGGGAGAGCCAUACUGCACCGAUGUGGCUUUUCCCUCCACAAGCACUAGGAGCACCUUUCUCAAGGACAAGAAAUGGUAGCAACCAAAAGGUUGGUUGAAGGAAACAAUCCUUCCUUCUGGUGGCAGAGCCAAUCUUCCGGGCCUCACGUGCCUGUCUGCUUAAGAAGGAGCUCUUGGCUGGGUGCAGUGGCUCACGCCUGUAAUCCCAGCACUUUGGGAGGCCGAGGAGGGUGGAUCAUAAGAUCAGGAGAUCGAGACCAUCCUGGCUAACACGGUGAAACCCCGUGUCUACUAAAAAUACAAAAAAUUAGCCAGGCGUGGUUGCAGGCGCCUGUAGUCCCAGCUACUCGGGAGGCUGAGGCAGGAGAAUGGCCUGAACCCAGGAGGUGGAGCUUGCAGUGAGCCGAGAUCAUGCCACUGCACUCCAGCCUGGGCGACAGAGCGAGACUCCAUCUCAAAAAAAAAAAAAAAAAGAAGGAGCCCUUGAAUCUGAGAAUCCCCCAGUUAAGAUGAUUUCCCUUAAGGAGCAUUUCUCCUGAUCAGGUGCAUUCAGGGAGGCCUGCGACUCCAUCCUAAGGUGACAUUUCAAGAAACACAAGUGUUGACCACCUCUGUGUGCCAAGCACUGGGUGAGGAGUGGUCAUAUAUUACCAUAAUUCAUCCUCACUCACCUGGGAGGUGUCAUUCUUGUCCCUGUUGCCCCCAUCUCUACCCCCUUUUGUUAAUGGUUGAGAGAAAUGUGGACCAGUGAUUCUCAGUUUGGUGCCCAGGUCCCCAAAGGAAGUGGUGGAGAGCCUUGAGCUAAGUUCAGGCAGCAGCAUGUGGCCAGCAGCAGUGCGCUGGGAGCAGAGGUUGGAAUCAGGGCUCAGGGCCUUCACCUCAAGGGCCCUCCCUAUCCUCCAUGUGUUCCUCCCUUGCCUUCCAGAGCUGCUGAACCUAAUUACUGAAGGGGGAGAUGGAGCCAGUCACAUGCUGAUUGGCAGUUCAGGAACAGUGUUCUGUUCAUGUGCCCUCCCUGCCCCGGUCCAGUGCAAGGGCACAAAUGCAAGAGCUGAAACAGCAUGGCUGGACUGUGAGGUGGUGGCUGCUCCGCCUUCCUUAGCGUGUGUGUCAUCAGUGGCUUCCAUGUGGCUCUUAGACGUGUUGUCUGCUGGCCUUUGGAAAAGGUGGUUGUUUAGUAGGGCAUGAGAUUAUUUGGAAAGCAAAGCUAGAAACAACUGUUAUUUGUGAGGUUGAAAUGUGGGAGAGCCUUAUAGGCUAUGCCCAUUGUGGUGGACUUGUGUUAGGGUUUGGAAUUGUUACCCUAAAAGCUUUUCGGCCAGGCACGGUGGCUCAUGCCUGUAAUCCCAGCACUUUGGGAGGCCAAGGCGGGCAGAUCACCUAAGGUCGGGAGUUUGAGACCAGCCUGAACAACAUGGAGAAAUCCCUUCUCUACUAAAAAUACAAAAUUAGCUGGGCGUGGUGGCACACGCCUGUAAUCCCAGCUACUCCGGAGGCUGAGGCAGGAGAAUCGCUUGAACUCAGGAGGUAGAGGUUGCUGUGAGCCCACAUCGCGCCACUGCACACCAGCCUGGGCAACAAGAUCGAAAAGAUCGAAACUCUGUCUCAAAAAAAAAAAAAAUUUCAAGGCUGUUUCCAAGGCAGAUAGCCUCAAAAAGAGCCUGGUGCCCAGGGGGUCCUUCGCUUCUGUGUGGCUGCAGAGGCCAGGAGUGCAGUGACCGUCUCACUGCCUAGUGGUUGUGGCUCACAUCCUGCCCUGAUGGAGGGGAGCCCAUCAUCCACCCUCUCUGAAAUACUGCAGUAGGCUUUACCAUUUCAGGCCCCACCUAAUGUUCUUUCCUUCCCCCUACAUUCUUCCCGCCCCUUUCAUAGUUAAGAUGCAUAAGCUGAGCAAUAACCCCACUUCCUGAUUUCCCUGAAAUAUGAGCCCAGAAGCAGCAGGCGACAGGGAGCUUCCCUUACCCUGGGGUGGUGGCACACAGACCACCUCCUGUCCUGUCCCCUGCAGGUAGUAUUCACAGUGUGGUGUUACCUGGGAGGAGGGAGGAAGGAGCUGAGAUGAAGGAGAUUCAGGUAAACAGUAGCCACAGUGGCCAGGACCCCCUUCCUGAGGAUCCCUGUCCUUCCUCGAAGCAGGUGCUCAGUCCUCUCCUAGGGAGAAGCACGGAAAGAUUCCUCAAGGCCUCAGUCCCAUGUCCAAGGCAUACCUAGGUUAGAAAUGUCCUUUGUUUCUCGGUUACUAUUUCUCCUCUUCCUCCCUCCCCCUGCCUUCUCUUGGCUGUUGUUUAGCUCUCUGGCCCACAGAAAUACUCCAUCCAAGGAGUGGUCCUCAGUCAGCCUGAUGAGGACAGGUCAGUGGCCAACCCUUUUGCCCUAGUCCUUCAUCUGGAGACAGUCACAUAGUCACGUCAACAGUUCACCCAAAGAGAAGAGGUGGGGCCUGGCUUCUCCCACAGGGCACAGCCUAACUAUGGAGACCCAGGGCUCCUUCCUGCUGCACUAGGCCUGUGCUCUCCCUAUUGCCUUCAGGUGGUGUGAUCCUGGCUUCCUCACAGAGCCCUUUUUUCCUUCUGCCCAGCUCCAUCCCACCAGAAUUUCUACACCCACUGAGGCAUCUCCUGGGCACAGACCACCACACUCUAAGCCGGCUCACCUGGGAGUUAGGGUCCUGCCCACCUGGAGUUUAGCACGCUGGUCGCUCACUUUGCUUUGAUCUGCACACCUGGUGUGUGCAUGUGUAUACUGCUUGUGCCAUCUGUGUACCCCUCUCCCUGGAGUACACUUGUGGUCACACUACAGUGGGGACAUCAAGAAUGCAAUAUUUAUGGAUUGCUGCAUGAUUCUUAAAAAUGAAUAAAACUGUUUACAAGGGAA